Molecule: messenger RNA, 2608 nt
Organism: Dendronephthya gigantea
Lineage: Eukaryota; Metazoa; Cnidaria; Anthozoa; Malacalcyonacea; Nephtheidae
Product: OCIA domain-containing protein 1-like
Exons: 11
Coding region: 1354-2067 (237 amino acids)
Cellular component (GO): endosome
Source: RefSeq, a predicted model, not a curated record
UUAUCUAUACAAUUUCCUGUUUAUAAAAUUUGCACCUGGACUUCAAAACACGCGCGAAAUUUGCGCGCACGCUGACCGUAUGCCGUGAUAAUUCCCGGUGACAUGUCUUCACAUAUUGGUCCUUUUCAAGCAGCGUAUAUAGAAGAACAUAGCAUCCAAAAGCAUUUAAAAGGCAAGUUUUCGAGGUCUCGGAAGGAUUUACCCUCCCGCCUUUCUGUAUUAUCCAUAUAUAGGCGAACUUGGCAGAGAGGGAGGGGAAAAAUUUAUACACGGACAACAAUUUGGGUAAAUUUUCAACCCAUAUAUGGAAAGAGGUGACUGAAAAGCCAUAGCAAAACAAAGCAAUUGAGUUGACGCACAACAAUAAGAAUUUGCACCUUUAGCAUUGCCGUCGAGGAGGGGAGAGAAAGAGUAAUAUUAGCCCAGGUCAAAAAGGCUGUCUCUGCCAACACUAUAAAGCUUCAAGUUUAGAAAGGCUUUAUACUUUGGUGUCGAUCAUGGUGGUGCCUCGUGACUGACUGAGCCCCUUUCGUAACGUUAACAAGUAACAACGUCUAAUCGCGAACACCACAACUCUAAGUUAUUGUAAUGAUAAUGACUAUCUGUAAUGAUUUGUAAUGUUUACCCGUGUUGGAAUUUAAAGUUGGUCAUUUUCACAGGCAGUUGGGGGCAAAAAUUGCAAAAUAUUCACUGCAUCCAUGCUUUAUCCUAUCAAGGCUAUCAUCUGCUGUAUGUACCUCUAGUGAAUAUUUUUAUAGACUUCUGUAAAAUGCAGAGUUGCAAAGUCUUUAAAACUUUCUUCAGGAGGGUUUCUAUAUCCGUGUAGACCUUCAAAUUUCAAAUGAUGUGCCUUUGCUCUUCGUAUUUUGUUGACAAUUUAUUUCAAAAUAUACUGAAAGUGGAAGACCCAGAACACUCUUUUCGGUACGUUUUUUAAAUUUAUCUUCUAGUGGGACUGCUAUGAUUCUGCAGCUUUUGUGCAAUUCUGGAAAAAUGAUCUAUUAAAACAAUUAUACUAUUCUCUCCCACCACUAAUAUAUGACUCAAGCUCAUGGUAUAAUUGUUACUUUUUUGCUUAAUUACUGAAGCAACUUUUAUAUCAGUGGGUCAAUUGUUGUUAUGAGUAGAAUCAAUGUGCUCAUUCAAUCAAGGGUUUCUAUGAAAGUCGAAGAAAAACCUAUUUUACCUCCUUUGCUAUGGUCCACUACUCUGAGUGGUGAUACUUUAAAGAUUUAAUUACAUAGUCGAUUGAUUGAAUUUUUAGCCUGUUUGAAUGAGGCAAGGUGCUAACCUGAAAUAUGUGAUUGCAAAAUAAAGUGGAACAAAAGCAUUUCAUUUCAACAAACUGUAAAUAUGGAUGUUAAUGAUCGUCGCAGAAAUAGAAAUGUCGAUAAUCUAAAACUAACAGAAGAAGAAAUGAAAGUGUUGAGAGAAUGUCGCAUGAACAGCUUUGUUCGAGGUAUCCCAGCUGGUAUUCUUGCAUCACUCAUAACUAGUUUUGCUGUCAGAAGUGGUAGAUAUCCUCAUUUGACCCAUUGGUCACGUUUCUAUUAUGGAGUUGCAUUUACUGGUGGAUUAUUGUUUGGAGUCGCUUCAUAUAGAAAAACAUGUUUGGAGAAAAUCAUGAAGCUAGAAAACUCUGUGUUGGCGGAACAAGUUCGUGAAUACUAUAAAAGAUCUGGUAUGGAAUACAUUGGUCUGCAAGGUCAAAGAAAGGUUUCAGAAUUCGAUGAAAGUGCUGUUAUUUCGUAUAAUUCAACUGUCAAUCAAGAAGAUGAAUCUCAUAAAGAAACCCUGCCAUAUUUAUCAAGUGUAAAAGACGCAAGGAGCGCAUCAACGGACAAGCACAACGCGGACGAAAUAAAAGACAGAUUAAGUUUUGAAGAACGUCGCAAGCAACACAGACAGCAAUGGAAUAUGGAUCAAUAUCCUCCUAUACGAUCUACGAGAAAACUAGAAGAUAAAAGUCGGUCAAAAUAUGACACUGAGCACAACACUUCGCCAGAAAGAAAUCAAGACUCCAGUGGGACCACAAGAAGAAAUAUAUAUGGCGAUCCUAUUGAAUAAUGCUUGGUAUAUAUAUAUAUAUAUAUAUAUAUGAAAGAAUUUAGGCUUCCUGAACCGAAAUGCAUGCCUUAUUUACGUCAUCAGGUAUAUAUGUUGUUAAAAUAAAUGUAAAAACUUACAGUACCUUCAAUACUGUAAGUGUAACAAUUACUUUGUAUGAAUAUCGACGAAGAAGAUUCAAACGUUUGCAAGUAAUAGGUUCUAGGUUUAUCAUGCAUGCACGUCAAGGAGAGUGUUCUUUCAAAUUUGGUGUACGAAGCCUCCGGGUGACAGUCGUGUUCACAGCUCACAGGCUGGGGCAAUGAAAACUAGGGAUCCAAGGAUAGUGCAAAGUCAAAUAGACAGUGCUAAGCAACCAGACAUUUGUCCCAACAUAAAUGUUUUGACUUAUCCCAGUAAAAAUAUAAAGAACUAGCCGUGAUAUUAAAUUAUUUUAGUUGCUCAUGCAAAGCGGGCGCUAUUUUCUCAGUUUAGUAUUACUGGGUUCGGCAAAAAACCCCAUGUACGUCUCUUCUCUUCGUCAAACAACUGUGACUACAUG